AUGUAACCAUUUUCAUAGGAGAUUAAAACUAAUCCCUCCUUUAUCUAUGGAUAAAUGGUUAACAUCUCUCUCUAUCUGGCCAACCCCUUUUUCUUUUAGGUUCUGUAACAAAUUCCAUUGCCACCCUUCCUUUGUUGAUUUCCUUUUGGGGAAGAAUUUCCCAGAAAACAGUAUUCUGCGAAGAGGUUCCUGGAAAACAAUAUUCUUCCUUUUCUUUCCAUUAAUUAUUUCAGCUGAGGUAGCAUGGAUUCCAUGAGAGGUCAAGGAGGCAUUCAGAUGCUGCUAACUGCAGAACAGGAAGCACAGCACAUUGUUUCUGCUGCUAGGAACUUGAAGAUGACAAGGUUAAAGCAAGCUAAACAUGAAGCUGAGAAAGAAGUGGCAAAUUAUCGCUCUCAUAUGGAGUCAGAGUAUCAAAAGCAACUAACUGAGACAAGUGGGACUUCUGGGUCUACUGUGAAAAGGCUUGAUGAAGAAACUGAAGUAAAGAUUAACAAGUUAAAGGAAUCAGCCACAAAGGUGCAGCCAGACGUUGUUGCCAUGCUGUUGAAGUAUGUUACAACUGUUUAGCAUUUGAUGCUUCCAAGGUUUAUUUAGAAUUUGGAGAGCAUAGAUAUCACUGACUCGCAGUGACAGAAGCCAUAGCUAACUCACCAAUUCUUUAUAUUAAAUUUGCAUUCAGCUUUCUCUCUGCUUAGAAAUUCUUUAGUAACCAACAGUAGAGCUGCAAAGCUUGGUUGAGAAUUUUUAUUGAGAACAUAUGUUUUGCCUUAUUGCAGAUUUUUAUAUUUUUAUCAUUUGAAGUACAAAUUCCAUGAGAGUAUUUUUCUUUA
Ricinus communis (castor bean) is the source of this 833-nucleotide messenger RNA. RefSeq names its product V-type proton ATPase subunit G. The record is from RefSeq and is a predicted model, not a curated record. The transcript is spliced from 4 exons. Gene Ontology annotation, cellular component: vacuolar proton-transporting V-type ATPase complex. Lineage: Eukaryota; Viridiplantae; Streptophyta; Magnoliopsida; Malpighiales; Euphorbiaceae. Bases 244 to 570 code for a protein of 108 amino acids. Gene Ontology annotation, biological process: proton transmembrane transport. Gene Ontology annotation, molecular function: proton-transporting ATPase activity, rotational mechanism.